Molecule: messenger RNA, 1188 nt
Organism: Cadophora gregata
Lineage: Eukaryota; Fungi; Ascomycota; Leotiomycetes; Helotiales; Ploettnerulaceae
Exons: 2
Coding region: 233-994 (253 amino acids)
Source: RefSeq, a predicted model, not a curated record
ACACCCUCCCUCCUUAUCACCGCUUUUCUGCUCAUGACCUGACUUACCGCUCAUUCGCCCGUAUCAUGCGCUUCUCCAAUGAGCAUCUGUCAUUUACAGUCCAUGUACAAAAGGAAGCUCUUCCUUUGCCUCUCUUUGGCGUGGUUGAUACCCACCCGGGAGGACUAUCCUGUCUCCCUCGCCUUGCACUACUUUACCCCACACCCAGUGAUAUAUCUCGACUAGUCCAUGGAUGAGAGAGAUGCCAUCCCAUCUACGUCCUGAAGUCAUGUUAAUCAAGCAUAGCAGGACCAAAAAGCCAGUCAAGAUCAUGGAUCCCGACUGUGCUAUUUGCAGCCAGCCUGCGCUCGCCCAAUGCGAAUGUGAAGCGAAGGGCUUAGACCUCGCUGUGCGACAGGCCGAACAGAGAAUGAUGACGAGUGUAUUCAGUGAUAUCCGCGCCUGGGUUCGCGGACAUGCUCAAGAUUACAUCCUGUCCUACUUCAGCAUGCUCACCACUCGGCGCAAAGAUCAACACGCCCAAACCAUCCACCGUGUCACUGAAAGAGCAGCAUACUACUACCGAGCACGACCACAUCCAUCCGAAAUAGCUGCUGCAGACGCAGAGCUUAAGCGAGGGAUAGACGAAGACUGGAAGGCAUCCGUGCAGCGGUAUCCGGAAGUGCUGGAAUAUUUCUUUGGGCUGGUGGAUCUCAAUCUACCAAGUGACGAUGAGCCUGGGAUUCGAGACCCCCCACUAAGUGCUAUGGGAGGCGUGGGUGUCGGGCGCGAGAGGGAGAGGAAAGUCAGGUUAAGAGAGCCGAGUGAGGUUGAGGAGAGACGGAGACGGAGGAGGAGUAGAGGUGAGAGGGACUUGAUUGAAGAGAGGGAAAGGGUUCUGCGAGUCCCUGCUCCACCGACUGCUGUUGGGGGACGGGACAGAGAAAGGGUCAGGCAAGGGGCGAUGUAUGCUCCACCAAUGGGAGGCUUUAAUUACGUUCAGCCAGGAUUCUGAGCCAAGUCGGCGGAGGAGUGAUGCUGUGCAGUGGAAAGCAGCCGCGAAUCCAAUAACUUGAAUGGAAUGGAAGGCUGGAGGACAUCUCUACGCGGGGCAUCAUCAGCGACUUGCGUCAAGAAAGGACUGGACAUUCUUCAGACAUGAGGUAAUGCAGAAGGGAGGUCAUGGAUAAUAUUAACGAAAUUACGAGU